Molecule: messenger RNA, 1660 nt
Organism: Aspergillus sclerotioniger CBS 115572
Lineage: Eukaryota; Fungi; Ascomycota; Eurotiomycetes; Eurotiales; Aspergillaceae
Product: prephenate dehydratase PHA2
Exons: 2
Coding region: 344-1291 (315 amino acids)
Biological process (GO): L-phenylalanine biosynthetic process
Cellular component (GO): cytoplasm
Molecular function (GO): prephenate dehydratase activity; chorismate mutase activity
Source: RefSeq, a predicted model, not a curated record
UGAGGUCAAGUCUCGAUAUAGUCGAUCGGAAAGAGAUGAGCAUGCACGCCGUGUAGCCGGUAGCAUCCUUUGUUGUUGCUGUUGCCAUGAAGCCAGAGGUCGCCCCAUUCGCCUGGAAUCCAGUGCGAACACACGCAUAGGCUUCAUUUGGUAUGAGAACCAGGUCCUGGCGGACAGGUGAAAUCAUCCGAAAGAAAGACAAUUUCCCCGCGAACGGGUUCAAAUUUUGACUAGUUAUGUCAGCCGUCAUGAUUGUCGCAGUAACGACUCACAAGCUCUUGGCAGGAGUUCGGGAUUGUGACAGAAGCAACCCAAACCCAGUGGAACUGCUCACAGCGCCAUCAUGGAACCUCUCAAGGUCGCAUUCCUCGGCCCUGCCGCAUCAUUUUCCCACCAGGCAGCGGUUGAGAGCUUUGGGUCUUCGGCCAAAUUAGUGCCCCAUGUGUCGUUCCCGGAUGCUUUCGCGGCAGUGCAGGCAGACAAAGUCGACUACGCUAUCAUUCCUUGCGAGAAUUCAACCAACGGCUCUGUUGUCCAGACCCUGGACCUCUUGGCGGACCCAAGCGGCCUUUACAGCGAUGUGAAAGUGUGCGGGGAGCAUUAUCUGACAGUCCACCACUGUCUCCUGACUCGGAAGGGUCUGUUAUCACUAGGUCCGCAAAACUACGGCUCCAUAACCAAGCUGUAUACGCACCCACAGGCAUGGGGCCAGUGUGAGGAUUUUCUUGAAAGAACCUUCAAAGGCAUUGAAAGACAGGAUGUCUCGUCAACCUCCAAGGGCGCUGAAAUUGUGUCAAAGGGAACCACGGAGCGGAGUGGAGCUAUCGCCAGUCGCUUUGCCGCAGAGUAUCAUGGCCUGGAUGUAUCAGAGGAAAACAUCGAGGAUAAGGCCAACAACACCACGCGUUUCCUUGUGCUCAGGAAUGUGAACUCGGGGCGUACAAGUCGGCUGUCCUUUGAGGAUGUCAAAGUCUCCUCCCCUGCACAAGGCCAGGCUUCAGUUACACCAACGGCGCAGAAGACACUAAUUUCAUUCAUGAUUCGCCAGGAUUGUCCGGGUGUCUUGGCAGACGCCCUUUUGAUCUUCAAAAAUCAAGGCAUGAACCUGACGAGCAUUAACUCACGACCGAGCCAGAUAAGGGCUUGGAAGUACGUAUUCCUAGUCGAAGGCCAAUAUGUUCCGACGAAUGAAAGCCAGGGUGCGGUAUCUGGGAUAAUCGACGCAUUACAAGAGGUCACGGAGGGUUGCAGACACCUGGGAACAUGGGCAGACCAAUUCGUAUCCGUCUAACCAUCGGCAUAAGUGACAGGGUGGCGCGUGUCUGCGUUGCUUGUAUCGGCCACACUUCGUAUAGGCGCAUCCUAUCGAUACACUGAACGGGAGCAUGAGUUCUAUAAAGCAGUUCGAUUGCCAUGCAGGCCUCUUAAGUAAUGCGCUGCCAGGGUUACAGACAUCUACAGGACCUGUAGUGACACGGGAAAGGAAAGCAGUGCUGGGUUCCCUUGGUUACAAUAGGAAGCGCAUGCAGAAGCAAAAAUCACGAAGAAGAUCCAGUACUCGGAAGUAUUGGACCAAACAGUCUAAACGCACUACCCCAAGUGUUAUACGCUCGACAAUCAUCGGUGAACAGCUGUAGGUUCCACAUAACAGAUCUAUCAU